Elephantulus edwardii (Cape elephant shrew) is the source of this 538-nucleotide messenger RNA. Its product is annotated as E3 ubiquitin-protein ligase Mdm2-like. Gene Ontology annotation, cellular component: nucleus. Gene Ontology annotation, biological process: regulation of cell cycle; negative regulation of apoptotic process. Lineage: Eukaryota; Metazoa; Chordata; Mammalia; Macroscelidea; Macroscelididae. Gene Ontology annotation, molecular function: ubiquitin protein ligase activity. The record is from RefSeq and is a predicted model, not a curated record. The transcript has a single exon. The annotation marks the transcript as partial.
AAUGUGCAAUACUGGAAUGUCUGUACCCGCUGCCGAUGAUGCUGUUCCAAGUACCUCCCAGAUUCCUGCUUCAGAACAAGAGACCCUGGUUAGACCAAAACCAUGGCUUUUGAAGUUGUUAAAAUCUGUUGGUGCACAAAAAGACACCUACACUAUGAAAGAGGUUCUAUUUUAUCUAGGCCAAUAUAUUAUGUCUAAGCGAUUAUAUGAUGAAAAACAACAACAUAUGGUAUAUUGUUCAAAUGAUCUUCUAGGGGAUCUGUUUAGUGAGUCAAGCUUCUCUGUAAAAGACCACAGGAAAAUCUAUACAAUGAUCUACAGAAAUUUGAUAGUAGUCAAUCAGCAGGAACCAUUGGCACAUGUGAGUGAAAAUAGGUGUCAUCUUGAAGACAGGAGUGAUCAAAAGGACUCUGUGCAAGAGUUACAGGAAGAGAAACCAUCAUCUUCCAAUUUGAUUUCUAGACCAACUACCUCAUCUAGGAGGAGAGCAAGAAGUGAGACAGAACUAAAUUCAAAUGAACUGUCCAGUGAAGUACAA